UCAGGAUGACAGCACCAUCUGCAGUCCAACAUCUUCAAGACAGUAUCCCAGUUUGAGGAAGGAGAGUGUGGACUAACAGUGAAAGACUUCACCGAGGGACCUGACCACAGGACGUGACCAAAAGACCUCACUAAAGGACCUCACUAAAGGACCUCACUAAAGGACCUCACUAAAGGACCUCACUAAAGGACCUCACUAAAGGACCUCAUUAAAGGACCUCAUCACAGGACCACACCAUAGGACCUGAGACGGGCCCACAGUGAGAGAAUGAAAAGUGACCAGCAGUGAUGAUCCACGUACUACUGAACACACUGCCAUGGCUUCUGGGCACUUUCACUUCCUCAGAGAGCUUGAUGCUGAAGGUCAAAGGUCAUAUCACUGCAGACUGUGGUAAACCAGUGACCUUACACUGCGAGGUAUCUUCACCCAUGAGCGGACUGUCCAUAAAGCACAUGGAGUGGUCCCAGUCUCAGUUCUCUUACUGUUCUGUGGACAAAGACGGCCAUUUAGCCGCUCAGAGCUCGCUGGGGGACUUCCACUGUCGCUAUGAAAAGGGGAACUUGUCUCUUCACUUUGACCAGUGGCAGGCGCACCAAAGCGAGAGCCCGUUUAUGUGCAAAGUUCGCUCCAACCAAGGCAUCCAACACGACUACACACUGGUGGAAACGAUAGAGCGAUGGGAAGGAGUCGAAGCCACGUGGGGCUUGGACUUCCCCUCUUGCACCUUCAGACAGCUGUGUCCUGCAGGAGACGUGGACUGGUUCAAAGACUCCCAAAAGAUCACGGACCUCUCGCUAAUCGUGACAGAAAAACGCACAGAGGACAGCGGGACGUCCACCAUCUACAGUUACCUGAAGACGCCGAGGCGGGACAGGCUCUACCACUGCUCACUGAAGAGUCUGAGGACGGGCCAGUACUUGACCAGCGCUGAGCUUCCCCCCCAGACUGACCCGAGCGACACAGCGCCAGCACAUGGACCAUGCUGGACGUCUUUGGGGGUCUUAGUUGGAUUUGUUAUAGAAAAAUAUUCCCACUGAACGCAUUUUAUUUUGUAUUUUGCAUCACACAGAACAGAAGUUUUCCCUUAGAUUUUUUUUCCACAUAACAAAAGGUACUUGUUUAAGGUUUACUGUAACACACUCGACAAUAGAUUUUUGGUUGAAUGGCGCCCUCUGGAGGACUUUUUAAGCCUACACAGCAUAAGCAUAAGAAUUAUUUUACUAUUAAAAUUAUACCAAUUGUUUUCUAGCA
This is a messenger RNA of Periophthalmus magnuspinnatus, 1251 nucleotides long. RefSeq lists its product as uncharacterized. The record is from RefSeq and is a predicted model, not a curated record. Bases 288 to 1037 code for a protein of 249 amino acids. The transcript is spliced from 5 exons. NCBI's taxonomy places the organism in Eukaryota, Metazoa, Chordata, Actinopteri, Gobiiformes, Gobiidae.